AGCUGGAGGGGGACAGGUUUGACACGGGCUCCGGCUCGUCCAAUGAGAUUGAGUCAGUGCGUGUCCCUUUAACAGAGGGGGCGGGGCAGCGUCUCCGCUUUGUUUUGCAGAUGGAUUUGCCUCUCGCUCAUUUCCCCAGACUGGUCAGUCAGUGUCUCUCUCUGUAGUACCGGCGCUCAUCCGCCGAGGCACAGCCAUGUAUCCCUCCUCCUACUCGUAUCCCUCCUCCUCCUCCUCGUCCCGCUGACAGACGCGAUGGAGCGGAGCAGAGUGACGGGAGGAUUCCGAGGAGACCCGGGGCGGCUCAUUGUCAGAUCCGAGGAGUUCAAGUGUCAGGGGGCGCAGUGCUGCAAAGACAAGAAGUACCGCGAGGCCAUCGGCAAAUACCACCGGGCUCUGCUGGAGCUGAAGGGACUGAGUGACGGGGACAAUUCUGCUGCUGCUCCGGGGGCCACUCACCCGGCCGGACUGACUGACGAGCAGAGACUGGACGUGGAGAAUAUCCAGCUGGAUUGUUACAAUAGUCUGGCGGCGUGCCUCCUGCAAGCGGAGCUGGUGAAUUACGAGCGAGUGAAGGAGUACUGCCUGAAAGUCCUUAAGAAGGAAGGGGAGAAUUUUAAGGCCCUGUACAGAUCUGGCGUGGCCUUCUACCACCUGGGAGACUAUGAUAAAUCAUUGCACUACUUGGAGGAAGCCAAGAGCCGACAGCCAACAGAGCACAGAGAAAGAAGACAUGGAGGAAAAGUGGACCAAACAAUAGUCCCACGGGCUCCUCUGUCGUCACAAGGUAGAGUCCUGCGAUGAACCAAUUUCUAAGACCCAAACCGCAACCGCAAUAUUUACCCACUUUGAUCCGCGACCCGGACCCACGACUGCCUUAUCUGCAACCCGACCCGCAACCCACAGACCACCAUCAAACAGGAAGUGAUGUUGCUGCAAACCAGAAGUGACAUCAUGAAAAGUGGGUGGGGACAAAACCCGGUUUUGUAAAAGGACUAAAAUAAAGACCAUAUAACACGGGAUAAUAAAUUUAGAUGAGACCCGCAACCUCUAUACCCGCACCUGAAAAUCCUCCCCUCAUUCCGCAGGGUACCCGAUUUUUUUGCAGGUAACCCGAGAGAUUGGAGAUGUGCCACCUGCAAAGCUGGAAAUCUCCCACUGUGCAGUCUCUGUAUGAUGUAGGGUCACAAAUUAAUCACGAAUAUCUCUUUAAAUGAAUAAACAAAUUGCAGGAGAUCAACACAACUUUGGCUCAGAAAUUAUUUGACUUUCAUGUUUCCAUUCCAUUUCAAACUGUGAUUUAAAUUUGCUGCUCCGACCAGUAAUUAGUGUAACUAGUUCCAACCCCAGGCUUUGUGCUCCACUUUAUUUAAUGACUUUAAGCCUCAAUGUUAAUGCCGUCCUGUGGCCAAUACUGAUGUAUUAUUAAAUAAAAGUACCGUGGCCAGACAGCGCUCCCCGGAUUUUAAGAUGCCGCCACAGAGCUGCUGCUGCUGCAUUGCCUAAAGUGAAUGGAAACCGCAGACUCAAAUCUGAUGAGUCACAAAUCCAGAAGGCUUGUUUCCUACAGAUAUUUCCUACAGAAUAGACAUAUGCAGAAUCACCUUACAAUAUAUACAGUCAUAUGAAAGUUUGGGAACCCCGUCUCAGCCUAUAUAAUUUACUCCACGUUCAACAAAAAACAUAACAGUGGUAUGUCUUUCAUUUCCCAGAAACAUCUGAGAACUGGGCUGUUUUCUGA
Messenger RNA from Xenopus laevis (African clawed frog), 1741 nucleotides. RefSeq names its product tetratricopeptide repeat domain 9 S homeolog (gene ttc9.S). Gene Ontology annotation, cellular component: cytosol; membrane; endomembrane system. The transcript has 3 exons. Bases 256 to 804 code for a protein of 182 amino acids. Gene Ontology annotation, molecular function: protein folding chaperone. NCBI's taxonomy places the organism in Eukaryota, Metazoa, Chordata, Amphibia, Anura, Pipidae. The record is from RefSeq and is a predicted model, not a curated record. Gene Ontology annotation, biological process: protein folding; negative regulation of apoptotic process.